Messenger RNA from Orcinus orca (killer whale), 1562 nucleotides. RefSeq names its product G protein subunit beta 3 (gene GNB3). The transcript has 10 exons. Gene Ontology annotation, molecular function: protein binding; signaling receptor complex adaptor activity. The coding region runs from base 82 to 1104 and encodes 340 amino acids. NCBI's taxonomy places the organism in Eukaryota, Metazoa, Chordata, Mammalia, Artiodactyla, Delphinidae. Gene Ontology annotation, biological process: G protein-coupled receptor signaling pathway. The record is from RefSeq and is a predicted model, not a curated record. Gene Ontology annotation, cellular component: cytoplasm; heterotrimeric G-protein complex.
GACGCCUGGGAACCGGAGCUGGAAGCCUAAAGAGGUCCAGUCAGAGCCCAAGAGCCCGAGCCACCCCUCCCGCUGCCCGCCAUGGGGGAGAUGGAGCAGCUGCGGCAGGAAGCAGAGCAGCUCAAGAAGCAGAUUGCAGAUGCCAGGAAGGCCUGUGCUGACACUACUCUGGCAGAGCUGGUGUCUGGCCUAGAGGUCGUGGGACGAGUGCAGAUGCGGACGCGGCGGACGCUAAGGGGACACCUGGCCAAGAUCUAUGCCAUGCACUGGGCCACCGACUCCAAGCUGCUGGUAAGUGCCUCGCAAGACGGGAAGCUGAUUGUGUGGGACACCUACACCACCAACAAGGUGCACGCCAUCCCGCUGCGCUCCUCCUGGGUCAUGACCUGUGCCUACGCCCCGUCGGGGAACUUCGUGGCAUGUGGGGGGCUGGACAACAUGUGCUCCAUCUACAGCCUCAAAUCCCGGGAGGGCAAUGUCAAGGUCAGCCGGGAGCUCUCUGCUCACACAGGUUAUCUCUCCUGCUGCCGCUUCCUGGACGACAACAACAUUGUGACCAGCUCCGGGGACACCACGUGUGCUCUGUGGGACAUCGAGACCGGGCAGCAGAAGACUGUGUUUGUGGGACACACGGGGGACUGCAUGAGCCUGGCCGUGUCCCCUGACUUCAAACUCUUCAUUUCGGGGGCCUGUGAUGCCAGCGCCAAGCUCUGGGACGUGCGGGAGGGGACCUGCCGGCAGACGUUCACGGGCCACGAGUCGGACAUCAAUGCUAUCUGCUUCUUCCCCAAUGGAGAGGCCAUCUGCACGGGCUCGGACGACGCCUCCUGCCGCCUGUUUGACCUGCGGGCAGACCAGGAGCUGACCACCUACUCCCACGAGAGCAUCGUCUGCGGCAUCACAUCUGUGGCCUUCUCCCUCAGCGGCCGCCUGCUCUUUGCGGGCUACGACGACUUCAACUGCAAUGUCUGGGACUCCAUGAAGUGCGAGCGAGUGGGCAUCCUCUCUGGCCACGACAACAGGGUCAGCUGCCUGGGGGUCACAGCUGAUGGGAUGGCUGUGGCCACUGGUUCCUGGGACAGCUUCCUCAAAAUCUGGAACUGAGGAGGCUGGAGGACGGGGGGUAAAAGGCCACGAAGACACUCGGCUGCCCUCUCCCCUGCCCGAUUUCUUUAAGAUUUUCUCUUCUACCCUGCAGCCGCCCUUCCCGCCCAGCUUUCCCCUUUGAGGGCGUGGGGAGUAUGGGGAGAGUGCCUUUGGGAGGCAACACCAGGGACAUGGGUGGGGAACUGCCCCAUCUCCUCCCAUGGCCUCCCCUUCUCCAUGGUCCUGACAGCUUCUCCACCCUUGGCAGGCCUAGCAGGCUUCCCACUGAGGCCACAGGCCCUAGCAUUCCCCCGCCCCCAGAGCCACCACCUUUGUCUAGACGCGAGUGGCACAGGGCCCCCAGCUCUGGCACUACUAGGGUCCUGGCCCCCUUCUCCUUCAUACUUCCUCCUUUGUCUACCUUCUUGCCUCUCCUAAAGCACUGGCAAUAAAGUAGUGCCCUGGUAUGUCUGUGA